This is a messenger RNA of Durio zibethinus, 2021 nucleotides long. Its product is annotated as acyl-CoA-binding domain-containing protein 3-like. The record is from RefSeq and is a predicted model, not a curated record. Gene Ontology annotation, molecular function: fatty-acyl-CoA binding. Gene Ontology annotation, biological process: fatty acid metabolic process. NCBI's taxonomy places the organism in Eukaryota, Viridiplantae, Streptophyta, Magnoliopsida, Malvales, Malvaceae.
CCCCUCUCACAGCCGAAUAUGCUUUGCUCUGCUCUACAAAUAUCCUUUCCUUCUCAUCCUUCUCUCUCUUUUUAUUUAUUUACAUCUUUUACAAUUUUGCAAAAAAAAAAUAAAAGGUCCCCUAUAUAGUUCAUCGUUAGACCAGUUUAAUUCUCAUUAAUCCCACCUUUUCUUUCUGUUUUAAUCUUUGGGUUUGUGAGUUUUAAUCAUGGAGAUUAUCCUGGAGCUCUUUUUGACAGCUUUGAUUGCUCUUCUUUUUUCUUUCUUUAUAGCCAAGAUUGUUUCCUUGGCUAUGGGUGGUGAUUCUGUUUCUGGGGUGGAGGAAAAAUCUUUGAUUGAUGUUGAUGAUGAGAUUAUCAUGGAAGCGUUGGAGUUUACCGAGAAAUUGAAAGUUCAAGGCCUUGAGAGCGAAAAGAAAGUUGAAUUUGUUAAGGAAAGUGCUGAUAAGGUCGAUGUUUUUGAAACAGGACAAGCUGGGGUUGAUCAUGGUUUUGAAAGUGAAAAGAAAGUUGAAUGUGUUGAAGAAACUGCUGACAAGGUUGAUGAAUCUGAAGCUGGAGAAGGUGGGGUUUAUGAGGCUGUAGAAAGAUUGAAAGCUCAAGGCUUUGAAAGUGAAAAGGAAGUUGAAUUUUUUCCAGAAACUGCAAAGAAGGUCGAUGAUUUUGAAGCAGAACAAGCUAAGGUCGGUGAAGCAGAAAUCGAGGUGAAGCUUGAUGAUAUUGUUGUCGAAAAGAAGAUGGAGAAAAAAGAAGUUGGGGAAAUUGGUGAAGAAUUAGAGGCUGAAAAUGAAACCAAACUGCAACCUGAAGCGAUUAGCGUUGAAGAGAGUCGAAGGAAAGGACUUGGGGAAGAAGAAAAGGAGGCGAAACUAGAGAGUGAUGAUGAUGAUUGGGAGGGGAUAGAGAGGAGUGAACUGGAGAAGGUUUUUGCUGAUGCUGCGAAGUUUGUUGAGCAUAAAGGAGAUUUGGAAGGUUUGGGGAAUGAUGUUCAGAUGGAACUUUAUGGACUCCACAAGAUUGCUACCGAAGGGCCUUGUCGGGAGCCACAGCCUCGGGCUUUCAUGGUCUCUUCUCACUCCAAAUGGAAUGCUUGGCAAAGGCUGGGGAACAUGAAUCCAGAGGCGGCUAUGGAGCAGUAUGUUGCCCUUCUUUCAGACAGAGUUCCAGGGUGGAUGGAAGACAAUUCUGAUGGAGAGCAUAAAGCAGACCGAGGAAUUCCUGGUGCCAUGGCCCCUGAUAUAAAUUCAUUUCCAGAUCAUCAGAACAUUUUUACCCAAGAAAGGAAUGCGGAUUUGAAGUCUCCUAAAGGAGGAGGUGACAUAACUGAGAACACAAGCUUUGAGAAGCAGGGCAAAGACUGAUUAGCAUUACCAUGACUUCAUCUCCCCAACCACAGGGGCCAUUCUCCUGGGUUUGCAUGGUCAGAAACAAGACUAUAUCACCACCAUGUAUAAAAAUCUGCCUGGACUGAAUUAAUCUUUCGUGCUGUUUAUCCUUUUCCUGCUAGUAAAUAAUGUCGCGUGGUUAAAUAACUGUUAAUUAUUGUAUAUUAUGCGUGUAAAUAACAUGUGAAACACCCAUGUUUCUACUAACUCAAAUGGCUAUCCGGUUGUGAUUGCUCAAGUAAAAUGCUAUUGUAUGCAUUUACCUAGUGUUCAUGGUUUCAAUGCUUUGCCUCUUUCCUUUGGCUUGUAUACUUUUCAAUCAUUUACAUUUUUAUUUCUACAAGCAAACUUUUAUUCUUUGACUCUAAAAUUUAUAUUAGAGGGUGCUGGACCAAUGACCCACUUUGCAUGAACACAGCUCCCCAGGGGGCAUUUUUGGCGAGUAUCUGUUCCAUUGGUUUGGAUUAGGGGAAGGUUGGGAUGAAUAAAAAUGGUUUCCUGGGUUAUAAGAAACCACGCCAAAAUCAGAUUUGGGUCUAUGGCCUUGCCUCUAGCAAUGAAGGCCUUUCAAGAAAAUGGGCUUGACUUGAGCUUGAAGAAUUUGAAAUUAUGGACCAUGUAAUGGUGCUCUAAGCAU